AUGGAGGCGAAAAGUGGAUCUCUCUAUGAGGCGGAUAAAAUCGAGCAAGCGAAGGCAAUCUUGCAGCCGUAUAUCUUGAGGAGAUUGAAGAUAAAUGUGUUGAGUUAUUUGCCAAAGAAGAUUGAGCGUGUGAUAUGUUGUAAGAUGAGCGAAGAACAGCAGCGCAUAUACGAUGACUUGAUCAGAGAGUAUCGGGAGAUGGAUGCGAAUUGCGACAAAAUGACAAUUGGACGUUUGAUGGAACUGAGAAAGAUCGCAAAUCAUCCGUUACUUUACCGAAGACAAUAUACGGACGAUCGUGUCAUUAAAAUAGCGAAUGUUUUGUGUAAAGCGGAAUCAGAAUAUGAGAAGAAGAAUCCAGAGCAUUUAGCUGAAGAUUUAGCAUUUCGAUCGGAUUUUGCGAUCAGUCAACUUUGCUCGAAGUAUAGGUCCACUCAGCAGUUCAGUCUUGACGAACGAAUCGCACUCGAAUCUGGCAAAUUCAAAGAACUCGAUCAUUUGCUUCCAGAAAUCAAAGAAAAGGGUGACAAAGUGCUAAUAUUCAGUCAGUUCACAACAAUGAUGGAUAUUUUGGAGGUUUAUUUACGACUCCGAGGAUAUGAAUACUGUCGUUUGGAUGGUUCAACACCAGUCAUGGAACGGUGA
Molecule: messenger RNA, 645 nt
Organism: Anisakis simplex (herring worm)
Lineage: Eukaryota; Metazoa; Nematoda; Chromadorea; Rhabditida; Anisakidae
Source: the annotation of a GenBank genome assembly